Molecule: messenger RNA, 492 nt
Organism: Ascochyta rabiei
Lineage: Eukaryota; Fungi; Ascomycota; Dothideomycetes; Pleosporales; Didymellaceae
Exons: 3
Coding region: 1-492 (163 amino acids)
Cellular component (GO): mitochondrial outer membrane
Molecular function (GO): nascent polypeptide-associated complex binding
Source: RefSeq, a predicted model, not a curated record
AUGUCUUACGCCGACGUUGCUGCCAGCGGCCCUAAGCAGAGCGCCGAGGAGGGUCGCGCCCCGGCCGUGCCCCAGGUUGAGCACACUGAGGACUCUGUCUACUCGCUUGUUGACGUCGACAGCCCGCACAUCUCCUCCGUCCCUUCCGACUACGAGUCGCAGUCUAUCAAGACUGACACACAAGCUGCCCGUAAGGAGCGCGAGGAGGAGAUCAAGAAUACUGCCAAGGAGAUCCGCGACAGUGCCGCUGCGAAGAAGGACAAGGCCAAGGACAAGGCGAGAAAGAACGCUGAUAACCCUGUGGUCUUGAGCAACGCCGUCGGGCUCGCUGUGUUGGGUGCAGCUCUGAGUUUUGGCGCGUACAGGAAGUACAGCCGCGGCGAGCUGACGGGUAAGGUCGUUGCGGCCUGGGCUGGUGUCGUUGGGUUGUUCGGUCUCGGUGACUACUAUGUCAGCCAGUACUUUUUCCAGCGCUACCCUCCCAAGAACUAG